AUGAAGGAAAAGCGCGCUGCUUUUGAAUGAGAUUUCAGUCCUCCCAAAAUUGGGGCUUUUUUUCCUUUGGCUCCAAGAUUUCAAUUUUUUUUAGGGUUUUUGUUUACUUUAUUUGAUUUCGAAUUCUUACACUUCUCUCACGUAGAUUCUCUUACUCCCAUCUCUCUUUUCUCAUUCUCUCUGGUGUUUGAUUCUUUCUAAAUUAUCUUCACUGGAAUUGGUGGAAUUCUUAUCAAUUUCUAAGUUAUGGCUCGAAUCGUAAAGCGGGAGCCACUUGAGGGAAGAAGAAAUAUUGUAGAGAAUACUGGUGAAGCAGCAGCAGGUACUACCACCGGCAGCGAAUCAGGACCUGAUGGAGUCACUGAACGCAGACUUCUUCGGUCUCGUUACCACACUGUCAAGAGCCGAAUUAGCGAUGAGAGAGAUGAUAUUUCAAAGGUUGAUUCCGACAAGUUUAAGGCCAUCAUUGAUGAAGUUGAAACCUUGCAUCAGCUAGUGCAGAAGCCCAGGGAACAAGUUGCAGAUGCAGAAGCUCUGUUGGACAUUACAAACACAUUGGUGACCUCUGUUAAGGCACAUAGCGAUGAAGGAGUGACUGCUUCAGAUUUCAUCACCUGUUUGCUGAGGGAAUUCAGGCAACAUGAUGCAGCUAGUACCAGCACGGAAGAGGGUGGGAACUCUGUACGUUGGAAAGACAUUGGCAUCGCAGUGUCUAAUGUUUUCAGGAGGGGUCCUGGAUGCUGCACCAUGCUUGGACCUAUGAAUACUGAGAUCAAACAACGUAAACCUGUUGUUCACAGAAAACGUGCGAGACUAACAGAAAGUGCUCGACCUGAAGAGCUUGAUGAAACUGUUGCCGAAGAGAGAACAGACACAGAUAAAAAUAUGGCCGUGAUGUUUGACAUUUUAAGGAAGAAUAGAAGAGUCGGGCUUGAAAAUUUGAUCCUGAACAGGAACUGUUUUGCACAGACAGUGGAAAAUCUGUUUGCUCUAUCGUUUCUGGUUAAAGAUGGGCGGGCCGAGGUAACAGUGGAUGAAAAAGGCUGUCAUAUAGUGUCCCCAAGGAAUGCUCCUGCUGCAAAUGCAGUUACCUCCAGGGAGGUUUCUUACAGCCACUUUGUAUUCAGAUUUGAUUUUAAGGAUUGGAAGGUAUCUUAACAGAGUGAAUGCUUGGAACUUUGACAUUUCAAUUUUUCAUAAUUUGCUUAGUAAUGAUGUUCUGAGGUUUGCAUAGGACAUUCCAGCCCAAACUAGCGUUUACUGAGCACCAAAACCUAAUACGUCAUGCAUUGCAGCAUCAUUUAGUUCUGGAUUUUGCUGAAUUUGGAAAAUCCAGUGACAAAUUUGCAUGAUAUGUUACAUUUUUUAACAAGGUAUUUCCAAAGCAUGACUUUUUGUGCAUGUCCAACUCCAAUGACUUUUGAUGUGUUUCUUUGUUGCUUCCUUUAAAAUUUUUGACUCAGCAUGAUGACUGGUGUAUUCAUUUAGCGUGUAUCCUCCAUAAAUCUGUCACUGAUUGUUUGGGCAGUUCAUGAUGGAUGCUGUUGAAGUUGGAGAAGAACUGAUGCCUUGUAGGAACAAAGUGAAUGGAUCAAGCAAUUCUCAACCAGAUUUGGCAUCUGGGGAAACUCAAGCAGCAGUGCCUACAACACCAAUCAGGAAAUUGUCCAGGAAUCGUGGUUUGGUUUUACAACAACAGACCGUUGUUGAAGACUCUCCAGAAAGUGAUGAAUUAGCAGCAGGAGCUGUAGCCAUUAGGAAGGGAAAGCGGAAGGUUAGAUGAGAUGGUUGCAGAGAGUUACUUGUUUCGGUGAGAUGAGUGCUGAUAGUAGGGGAAUGCUAAUUGAUUGUAGUCAUGUUUAGGUAUGUAUCUUGUCUGUGUUCACCUAGGCUAAUAUAGUUUUUUGGUUGAAGUACAUAGAUUUCCAUAGUCUGGUUGGCCUUAUUCUAUUAAUGUAUUUUCCAGAUUUAAGAUUUCUGUUAAUGGUCCCCUAGGCUAAUGUAGUCUUUUGUCAGUGUUCCCCUCGUAUAUAGAUUUCUGGAUUUGGUCCAUUGCAAAACCUUGUAUGAAUUCUCAUCUGUUAUCUUUUGCUUGCCUUUGUACAUAUUUUAGUCUUGUUUCUCUAAUGCAU
Ilex paraguariensis (yerba mate) is the source of this 2132-nucleotide messenger RNA. NCBI's taxonomy places the organism in Eukaryota, Viridiplantae, Streptophyta, Magnoliopsida, Aquifoliales, Aquifoliaceae. The record is from the annotation of a GenBank genome assembly.